Molecule: messenger RNA, 1066 nt
Organism: Panicum virgatum (switchgrass)
Lineage: Eukaryota; Viridiplantae; Streptophyta; Magnoliopsida; Poales; Poaceae
Product: meiotic nuclear division protein 1 homolog
Exons: 10
Coding region: 1-768 (255 amino acids)
Biological process (GO): reciprocal meiotic recombination
Cellular component (GO): nucleus
Molecular function (GO): double-stranded DNA binding
Source: RefSeq, a predicted model, not a curated record
AUGACAGAAGAGAUGGAAACACCACCCGGCAUAAGAUUUGAUGACACCAUCAACAAGAGGAGCGUCGACGGAGUAGAGGCGCCAAAUGGAGGCACUUGCCAAGCCACGAUGCAAGCCAACAACCUGUAUCAGCAGUUCCAAAAGAAUUCGAAGAAGAGGGGUCUCUCAUUGGAGGAAAAAAGGGAGCAAAUGCUUCAAAUAUUUUACGAGAGUCAAGACUUCUAUCUGCUUAAAGAACUAGAGAAAUUGGGUCCUAAAAGGGGAGUGAUCAGUCAGUCUGUGAAGGAUGUUGUGCAAAGCCUGGUGGAUGAUGAUCUUGUCUUGAAGGACAAAAUAGGGACUUUUGUGUACUUUUGGAGUCUUCCAAGUUGUGCUGGGAACCAGCUGAGGAAUGCUUACAAUAAGUUGGAAUCUGAUCUCUCAAACUCUAAAAAGCGUUAUCUGGAGCUUGUUGAACAUAGAGACAACUUGAAAAGAGGCAGGGAAGACUCUGAAGAGAGAGAAUCAGCUCUGGAGGAGCUGAAGGCUGUAGAACUACACCAUAAGAAGCUCAAGGAAGAACUAGCUGCAUAUGCAGACAGUGAUCCAGCUGCAGUACAAGCAAUGAAGGAUGCUAUUGAUGUUGCUCAUUCAGCAGCAAACAGGUGGACAGACAACAUUUUCACUUUGCAACAAUGGUGUUCAACUACAUUUCCACAAGCAAAAGAGCAACUUGAACAUAUGUACAGGGAGGUGGGGAUAACUGAAGAUUUCGAGUAUCUGCAGUGAUGCCCAACAGCCUGUGCUAUUAAUAUUACGCCGUUGUAUAUAAUCAUCCUCGGUACAAACUGUUAUGUGAGCAGAUUGUGCAGUUACCUAACAGUAAAUGGUAUUUGCCUCCUAGACGUUUGUUACUGAAUGAGAUACCUUCAGAUGUCAGCAGAGAAAUGAUUAGCCUCAAGUAGGAUUGUCAUCUUCCUUUCAGACAAACACAUUCAUGUAAGAGAAUUACGAUCUGGUGAAGCAUGUUAAAACGUGGAACAAAUGGGGUCGGUGAUAUGAAUAAAAGCUCUCCGUCUUUGGCCCU